Messenger RNA from Phytophthora nicotianae INRA-310, 1304 nucleotides. RefSeq lists its product as hypothetical. Gene Ontology annotation, molecular function: metal ion binding; glutathione gamma-glutamylcysteinyltransferase activity. The record is from RefSeq and is a predicted model, not a curated record. The transcript has a single exon. NCBI's taxonomy places the organism in Eukaryota, Oomycota, Peronosporomycetes, Peronosporales, Peronosporaceae. Bases 53 to 970 code for a protein of 305 amino acids. Gene Ontology annotation, biological process: detoxification of copper ion; phytochelatin biosynthetic process; cellular detoxification of cadmium ion.
CUCUGCGUAGUCAGCGUAGUCAGUAUCCUAUCAGCCACGAACGGAAGACAUAAUGGAGUGUCCAUGCACGACUAAAGCACACUCAGAGGAAGCGCUGAAAGCAACCCAACAAGACCAGCAGCAACAGGCCGACAAUCCACAGACAGCCGGCACACCUCCGUCCAUUAUGAAGCUCCAGAACAGCUUCCAUCGCCGCAGUCUGCCUCCGAGCUGCAUCGCCUUCUCCAGUCCGGAAGGUCGUACGCUCUUCACUGAAGCCAUCAACAGCAGCACAAACUACAUGCAAAUCUACUUCCCGUUGGCUGAGCAGUUCACCACGCAGGCUGAACCCGCGUACUGCGGCUUGUCCACCUUGGCUAUGUGUCUUAACGCGCUUCAGAUCGACCCUGGUAGACUGUGGAAAGGACCGUGGAGAUGGUUUAGUGAAGAACUCUUCGACUGCUGCACGUCUCUUAGUGUGGCUAAGGAGAGAGGCAUCAGUAUGACGGAAUUCAUUUGUUUGGCACGCUGCAACGGCGUACUGACAGAGGAUUACCGAGCUACGAGUGACUUUACGCUGAAACAGUUCAGGGAAAUCGUCAAGCACAGCUGCUCUACGAGCUCAGAGAUCGUAGUGCUGAACUACAGUCGCAAGGUGCUCGGACAGACCGGAGACGGCCACUUCUCACCUAUUGGAGGAUACCAUGCCGAGAGGGAUAUGGUAUUGCUGAUGGAUGUUGCGAGGUUCAAGUACCCACCUCAUUGGGUCAAGCUCUCGCGCGUGUUCGAAGCUAUGAGAUUAGUGGUCAAGGCGAUGAACAAGCCGCGUGGUCUAGUGAUUCUUAAAGCAGCACCUGCAGCUGAACACUUCCACCUUGGAGAACAAAUGGGGGCACCUGUGGCGCCGGCUCCACAGCCGUGUUGCUACAGCAUGUCAGCCGUACAGGCGGCACGACGAAAGACGGAUCACACUGCUACGAUGCAGCAUUAAAAUUCGACGGACGACUGGGACCCUCGACAGUCCUGGUUAAGGUCGACUCCAACUUUCCACCCCUUAAUUAUUGCAGGCCAACCUGCUUACCCUCAAAGUUACAGGGUCCUUGUGUGGAUUUUCAGAUCCACAAAUGCGAUGACCCAGGUGAAAUAUCGUACAUGGUACGUCGACUCGCACAAAGUUCAUUUAUGAAGUUUGAGUAGUUUUUUUUUGUCAAGUUGCUUUCGAGUAAAUUUACUCUACUAUAACAGAAUUUCUUAGCGUGAUCAGUAAAAAAGAUAACAAUUGAGUGAAGAUCCCACACUUAAGUCCGAUGUGCAAUUUCAAAGCU